Molecule: messenger RNA, 1237 nt
Organism: Nomascus leucogenys (northern white-cheeked gibbon)
Lineage: Eukaryota; Metazoa; Chordata; Mammalia; Primates; Hylobatidae
Product: choriogonadotropin subunit beta 3-like
Biological process (GO): G protein-coupled receptor signaling pathway
Cellular component (GO): extracellular region; cytoplasm
Molecular function (GO): hormone activity
Source: RefSeq, a predicted model, not a curated record
AUCGCGGGGAAGGGAGUAAGUCCAGAUAAUGUCCUCGAAGGCUGCGGCCCCGCGGGCAGGACACACGCCCUGAGGGCCUAUUCAAUAAUCAGUUAAAUCACCUGAAGCACACGCAUUUCCGGGGACCUCUCUGGGCAUCCUGGCUUGAGGGUAGGGUGGGCGGAGGUCCCUAAGGGAGAGGUGGGGCUCAGGCUGAAUCCCUCCUUGGGGGCAUCUGGGUCAAGUGGCUAACCUGGCAGCACAGUCACGGGGAGACCCUCUCUCAUUGGGCAGAAGCUAAGUCUGAAGCCGCGCCCCUCCUGGGAGGUUGGACUGUGGCACAGGAAAGCCUCAAGUACAGGAGGGUUGAGGCUUCAGUCCAGCACCUUUCUCGGGUCACGGCCUCCUCCUGGUUCCCAAGACCCCACCAUAGGCAGAGGCAGGCCUUCCUACACCCUACUCCCUGUGCCUCCAGCCUCGACUAGUCCCUAGCACUCGAGGACUCAGUCUCUGAGGUCACUUCACCGUGGUCUCCGCCUCACCCUUGGCGCUGGACCACUGAGGGGAGAGGGCUGGUGUGCUCCGCUGAGCCACUCCUGCGCCUCCCUGGCCUUGUCUACCUUUCGCCCCCCGAGGGGUUAGUGUCGAGCUCACCACAGCAUCCUACCACCUCCUGGUGGCCUUGCCGCCCCCACAACCCCAAGGUAUAAAGCCAGGUACACGAGGCAGGGGACGCACCAAGGAUGGAGAUGUUCCAGGGGCUGCUGAUGUUGCUGCUGCUGAGCAUGGGCGGGGCAUGGGCAUCCAGUGAGCCGCUUCGGCCACGGUGCCACCCCGUCAAUGCCACCCUGCCGAUCGAGAAGGAAGGCUGCUCCGUGUGCAUCACCGUCAACACCACCAUCUGUGCCGGCUACUGUGCCACCAAGACGAGGGUGCUGCAGUCCGUCAUGCCGCCCCUGCCUCAGGCGGUGUGCAACUACCGCGAUGUGCGCUUCGAGUCCAUCCGGCUCUCUGGCUGCCGGCGCGGCGUGAACCCCGUGGUCUCCUACGCCGUGGCUCUCAGCUGUCAAUGUGGACUCUGCCGCCGCAGCACCACUGACUGCGGGGGUCCCAAGGACCACCCCUGGACCUGUGACGACCCCCGCUUCCAGGACUCCUCUUCCUCAAAGGCCCCUCCCCCCAGCCUUCCGAGUCCAUCCCGACUUCCGGAGCCCGCAGACGCCCGGAUCCGCCCAUAAUUAAAGCUUCUCAAUCCGCA